AUGUGGACAUUCCGAACCAUAUUGAUAUUUGCUUUCCUUGUUUCAAACAUCUCCCUCGUCAACGGAGCAGAUUGCGACUCGAACCAGCCCCGCAAAGAAGGGGACCCCUCAGGCGCAGACAUCGCCAGCUUUCUUUCUGGUGCCCUGAACGACCCCAAUGGCAUCAUCUGUGCUGGUGGAUUCCCACCGCUAAACAAUACACUGAACAGCACACUGAACAGCAAAAUCACUACCUACAAUGCACGCUCGAUGCUUUUCAAUGUUACACGAGAAGACGCCACCAAGCCCAUUGAGAAUUGCGACGAAGCUUUCUCGAACAUCAUCGAACAAUGCAUCCAGAACGACAACUAUUGGGGCGGGGUUUGGCCCAGAAGACCCUGGGUCUCCUACCCCAUCACCAUCUUCAACGCCAACACCAUCUUCAACUCCAACACCAUCUUCAACCCUGUCGCCAUCUUCAAUCCCGUCGCCAUCUUCGAUCCCGUCACCGUCUUCGACCCCAUCACCGUCUUCAACCCUGUCGCCAUCUUCAACCCCGUCACCAUCUUCGACCCCGUCACCGUCUUCAGCCCCGUCACCAUCUUCAACUCCGACACCAUCUUCAAUCCCAUCACCUCCUUCAACGUCGACUGUGCUCACAGAGACGGACUCGGCUGGAAGUCUAAUGACUUUAACUUUCGUUCCCUCCACUGUUCCCGAAUAUGCGACCUUAACAAAAGUAACGACGGCCUCGACAACCACAACGGAUUCUAG
Molecule: messenger RNA, 753 nt
Organism: Alternaria conjuncta
Lineage: Eukaryota; Fungi; Ascomycota; Dothideomycetes; Pleosporales; Pleosporaceae
Exons: 3
Coding region: 1-753 (250 amino acids)
Source: RefSeq, a predicted model, not a curated record